Messenger RNA from Pochonia chlamydosporia 170, 408 nucleotides. RefSeq lists its product as hypothetical. Lineage: Eukaryota; Fungi; Ascomycota; Sordariomycetes; Hypocreales; Clavicipitaceae. The transcript has a single exon. The record is from RefSeq and is a predicted model, not a curated record. The coding region runs from base 1 to 408 and encodes 135 amino acids.
AUGGAGGACCGUUCCUUUUUGCUCGCAUUUUUGAAGAGACGAGGAUGGGAGAAGACUGGGUGUGCGACAGACGAUGAAUUGGGCGAACCAGGGUUACAGAGUAGUCAGACGAGUGAUCGAGCAGCUGGCUGGGGUCUGGGGGCGAUGGCGGUGGCAGCAUCUCUGAAGACGAUCCAACUUGCAGUCAAGGACAAUGAACCCAUCAACCAGCCAGUCCCCCAGUCACCGAACGAAUUGUAUUGUACUCGGUACGGAGUUCAGGACAUGGUUUCCUACCUUCAUGUUGUGCCAAGCUACCGGUACCGACUUGGGCUGAAGCAGCUGAGGAAAUCAAUGGAGAACCACAGCCCCUCUCUUCCCAGUGCAAGUAUUACCUGCCCAUGGAUAGUCGAUCGAGAGAGACAUUGA